CCCAGACGGCCAUGUCAGAAGGGGAGAGCAAGGACAGCUUGGGCAGCGAGUGCCCUGUGUGCUACGAGAAGUUCCGAGACCUGGAGGGCGCCAGCCGGACCUUGAGCUGUGGCCACAUGUUCUGCCAUGACUGCCUCGUCAAGUACCUACUCUCCACCUGCGUGGACGGGCAGGUCCAGAGGACCAUCGUCUGCCCCGUCUGCCGCUACGUCACCUUCCUUAGCAAGAAGAGCUCCCGCUGGUCCUCCAGGCUGGACAAGAGCUCCCAGACCCUGGCCGUGCCCGUGGGACUGCCUGCUGUGCCAGCACCAGACACCCUGGGCCACACAAACCCCCUGGCCAUCUCCCAGCCUGUCUGGAGACCAUCCCCGAGUCAGAGUGCCCAGCUGCCCUUGGACCUGCUGCCCAGCCUGCCCCGGGAGCCGCAGAUCUUCAUCAUCAGCCGCCACGGGAUGCCCCUGGGGGAGCAGGACAGCGUCCUGCCACGGCGCAGCCUGGCAGAGCUUUCCGAGGCAUCCCCUGCACCCAGCUCCAGCCGAUCGUUCUGCUGCCGCUCCCGAUCCCUACUGCUCAUCACCUUCAUCGCCGUGCUGGCUGUGGUGGCCGCUGUCUUGCCCUGGGUCCUGCUGGUGAGGAAGUAGGCAUGAGUGGUGACACCUGCAGGGGCUGCCAAGUGAGGCUGGGCCUGAGAGCUGCCCUGGAAGCUCCCCACAGCCGGGCUGGCCAUGGCCUGGGAGCGGGCAGAGGGGCCCCAGUGCAGACCUGGUCCAACCAAGCCCUGAGGAGCAGGUGGGCAGAGGGGAGACCUGGGGCAGAGAGAGGGCAUGAGGACAGUGCUGACUGGAAGUAUGGUGGCAUCUCCCCACCUCCAGCUUCUCACUCCUAGCAAGGGCUGAGGCCUGAC
Messenger RNA from Diceros bicornis minor, 904 nucleotides. RefSeq names its product ring finger protein 222 (gene RNF222). The transcript has a single exon. The record is from RefSeq and is a predicted model, not a curated record. Lineage: Eukaryota; Metazoa; Chordata; Mammalia; Perissodactyla; Rhinocerotidae. The coding region runs from base 12 to 641 and encodes 209 amino acids.